Messenger RNA from Ambispora leptoticha, 513 nucleotides. The record is from the annotation of a GenBank genome assembly. NCBI's taxonomy places the organism in Eukaryota, Fungi, Glomeromycota, Glomeromycetes, Archaeosporales, Ambisporaceae.
AUGCCCACAUCCAUGCCAAUGAUUCAAGAAAUAUGUAGAGAAUUUGUACUAAAUUUUAAGAGGCGUGAAAUCAAAAUAAAAUCAACCAAAUUAAUACAUGAUGGAGCUUGGAAAGAAUCAAAAGAAGAUAUCAAAUACGUGGUCAAAGAAAUUCUUAAUAUUUUGAAAGAUAUUUGGAAUAACUCAGCAUUUGAUCCUGAACUCACAAAGACAUUAAAUGAGGGGACAUACCAAUCAACUGUCAUUAUACCUGUUAUUCGAGCUUCAUUGAAAAAUCUCCCCAUCAGAGACACUUUUUUUAUUAGCAUAUCGGAAAAGCAAAGUAUUGCAAGUGCUAAUAGAAAGGGAGAAGGUUACAUGAGAAGAUAUCCAGAUAUUAUGCUUGUAGUGAAAUACUUGGAGAUGGUUUUUGAACUCAUGUACGUAGAAUGUUCUCAUUUAAUUUCUAGUUUACAAAAAAAGACCAACGAUGAGAUUAAGUUAUGGCGAGAAACUAAUAACGGACUAUAUUAG